Molecule: messenger RNA, 891 nt
Organism: Dracunculus medinensis (Guinea worm)
Lineage: Eukaryota; Metazoa; Nematoda; Chromadorea; Rhabditida; Dracunculidae
Source: the annotation of a GenBank genome assembly
AUGCUUGUACCGAGAUAUUCUACAACCGCUUUAAUAUGCGAUCCAAUAUUCACUGGUUUAGCCGGUCGAGCACAGUGGUUUCAUAAUGGAAUCAUCGUGGCUAAUGUCACGAGUACAUCGAAUGCGAUUUUGUAUGAUCGACAAUAUAACGGAGAAAAGGCAAUACCGGAUGUUGGAUUCCUCAUAAUUACGAAUAUAUCACUGGAUGAUCAAGGUAAUUAUUGGUGUCGACGAGAAGACACAGGACAAGAAAGUGAUAUCGUGCAACUUGAUGUUGCAUAUAUCGACGAAUUCCCCAAUGAUACUCAUUUGACUUUUCAUCCAUCGUCACCAAAUCUUGGUGAACAGUUAAUCGCUAAUUGUCCGAAAACAACUGGCAUUCCUCCAUUAUAUGCGACAUGGACUUUGAAUGGAGAACGAAUCAGAUUCUCGCCGAACCGAGUUGAUUUAUUAAAGAAUAAUUCACUCAUAAUAAAACGUUUUCUUCUUCGAGACAUUGGUGUUUACGAAUGUAAAUUGUCUAAUUUUGCUGGAAGUACAACUGCUCAAGGUUUUAUAGACUUGCAAAAAUCAAACAAUGAUCUUUCUAAUGCUUCAGAUCAAGUCGAUACCUCAAUUUUCAUUACAAGCUGUCGUAAUUUCACUCAUAAUGGUAGUAUAACAUGGUUUCUUAUCGGUUGUUUGGCUACGAGUUUUUCGGUAUUAGUUUAUCUAAUUUGUGCAGUGUUGUUGAUCAAACCUAAUAGUAGCCGAUAUCGUGUGUUGCUACAACCAGCCUCUUAUCUCCGGUCGCAUCCAAAUUUAGCUCCAGGAUUCCGUAAGGUUAUCUCACCUUUGCCAGAUGUUUAUAGAGAACCGCAUUAUCAUCGAGGCGAAUAUUAUCAACAAUAA